Molecule: messenger RNA, 3055 nt
Organism: Benincasa hispida (wax gourd)
Lineage: Eukaryota; Viridiplantae; Streptophyta; Magnoliopsida; Cucurbitales; Cucurbitaceae
Molecular function (GO): DNA binding; protein dimerization activity
Source: RefSeq, a predicted model, not a curated record
GAAGUUGCAGUUCUCUGAUAGUCUGUGUUUAGAUAGUUGGAAAAUGACGAACAAAGAUUUUCAAUUCGAGAAUGUUUCUUCUACGAAUGUACUUUUGAUCUUUGCUUAACUUAGUCUGAACUAAAUCGUUCAUUAGUUAUAGACUAAUUGCUUAUUGUAUAGCAAUUACUCUAUUUGUCCUUUUUUGUUUGUCAUUCAUCUUGUUACUGACUAUGAACUUCUUUUUCCAUCUUUUGCUUAAUAUCUUUGUAAUUUACAAGUAUGGCGAUCCACACUGGUUUCAUUUGUUCCUUUUUGGGAAAAUCAUAUCAUGUGCUUAGUAUAAUUUCAACUUUUAAGCUUAUGUUUUAUGUUAUUUUGAGUUUGCUUUCCCUUGGUGAAAGCAUAAUCAAACUCACAAGUUUGCUCAGUUGUUCAGUGGACCGGGGGUAACGAUUUGGUAGAAAAAAAGAAGCUAAUUUCUUGUGUGGUGAAAUCUUAUUCGAAUUUCUUUAAUGGGAUGAAGCAAUUCAGUUCCAUAGAGUGAAGUCAUAAUCCAACACAAGCCUAAAAACUUGUAUAAGAAAUAAUGGGCAAAGGGUUCAACAAAUCUUGCACGUAGACUGCUCAGAAAGAACAAGCAAGCUAAAUUCUGCUCAAAAUAUCUCGGGCAUUGGAGCCAGGAUAUGGACAUCCAGUGGUGGAGUCUGAGGAGCUUCUCGCACAUAUGAAAGUCACGGAAAAGCAAGUGAGUGGGACUGUUUGCACCAGCCGGCAUAGCUGGUUCCGUUAAGAAGGGGAUGGUACCUCCACGAGCUUCUGAUCCUGGUUGGGCUCAUGGAAUUAUGGUCAAUGGGGGUCGCCAGAAGAUUAAAUGCAAAUACUGUAAUAAGGUUAUGCUUGGGGGCGGCAUAUCCAGACUAAAGCAACAUCUAGCUGGGGAAAGAGGAAAUGUAGCUCCAUGUGAGGCAGUUCCAGAAGAAGUUAAGGUGCAGAUUCAACAACUUUUAGGUUUUAAAGUUUUGGAGAAGCUGAAACGGCAGAAGAAGGGUAGCAAAAAUGCAGUAUCAUGCUUUCCAAGUAGGGAAGAAAUAGAUGAUGGGAUACACCGGGUUCAAAAUUCUCGACGACACCCUCUCCGGAGAAAGGCAAAGGAGGUACUGGAAGGAGUUACUAAAGAAGCAAAGAGGAAAAAGAAACAUCUUCCAACAUCUUUUGUCAUUCAAUCCAUUAACCAGAAUACUGUCCAGAUAGAAAGCAUAGAACAAGCUGAUAUGGCUGUUGCCAAAUUUGUAUACCAAGCUGGAAUACCAAUCAGUGCUGUAAGCUCACAAUAUUUCCAACAAAUGGCUGAUGCAAUUGCUGCUGUAGGCCCUGGUUAUAAGAUGCCUACCUAUCAUUCUUUGAUGGGUAUAUUGCUUGACAGAAGUGUUCAGGAUGCUGGAGAAUAUGUUGAAGAGUUGAGAAAGUCGUGGGAGGUUACUGGGUGCUCAAUCUUGGUUGAUAGGUGGAUGGAUAGAACUAGUUCUGUAGUCAUAAACUUUUUUGUCUAUUGUUCCAAGGGCACCAUGUUCCUUAAGUCUGUUGAUUUAUCUGAAAUUUCAGAAUCACCUGAAGGGCUUCUAAAUUUAUUUGACACCAUUGUUCAAGAAGUUGGACCAAAGAAUAUAGUCAAUUUUGUGACAGAUACUUCUCCCUUGUUUAAAGCUGCAGGCAAACUCUUGGUAGAAAAAUACAAGACCUUUUUCUCAAGUGUUUGUGCUGCACAUUGUGUGGAGUUGAUCCUUGAGGAAAUUGAGGAAAUGGAAGAAGUAAAAGAGGUUGUUGGGAAAGCAAAAAGGAUAGUCCAGUUCAUAUACAACAAUGCCUGGGUCCUAAACCAAAUAAAGAAGAGAAGUGGUGGAAGAGAAAUUAUUCAGCUCGCGUCUACCAGAUAUUUCUCUACCUUCUUGACUCUGGAAAACAUUUUGUCUUUGAAAGAGCAUCUUCAUCAGACAUUCACCAGUGGUGCUUGGAUGCAGUCAAAUUUGUCAAAGUAUGGAGCUGGACUUGAGGUGACAAAGAUCAUUGCAGAUCCACUAUUCUGGUCAAAGUGUGAUCAUAUCACAAUGGGAACGAAGCCAUUACUUUCUGUUUUGCAAUUUCUUGAAUCAGAGGAGAAGCCAACUGCUGGAUUUAUAUAUGAUGCAUUUGAAAAAGCAAAGAAUAGUGUCAUGCUUGCUUUCAACCAGAAGGAAUCUUUGUACUUGCCAUAUUUGAAGGCCAUUGACCAUGUUUUACCGAAGGAAUUUCAGAGCUCUCUUCAUGUGGCUGCAUACUACCUAAAUCCAUCAAUAUUCUAUAGUCCUACAUUCUUAUCCAGCAAAGUUAUUCAAAAGGGUUUACUUGAUUGCAUUGAAGCCUUAGAGCCAGAUAUAACAUCCCAGGUCAUGAUUACAAACAAUAUAAAUUUCUAUGAGGAAGCUGUUGGAGAUUUUGGGCGACCAGUGGCAUUACAUGGUCGAGAUUCAUUGGCCCCAGCUACUUGGUGGUCAUUGUAUGGAACUGAUUACCCAGAUUUACAAAGGUUGGCUGUUAGGAUAUUGAGUCAGACUUGCAGCAUUACACGAUGUCGUAAAAGCUGUAGCAUGUUCAAGUAUCUCUAUUUAAAGAAGAAGGGGCUGGAAAAGCAGAAAAUGAAUGACCUUGCAUUUGCUCAUUAUAACUUGCAGCUCCAGGAGAGGAGACUGGAAACUUGUAAAGCAAGGUGCUCAAUCGAUGCAGUAGAUCCUGUUUUUUUGGAAGCCAUUGAUGUGAACAUGGAUGAUUGGGUGGAGGAUGAGCACAAGACGUGGGUGGAUGUGAAGGUCACCAAUCAGGAGACCUUCGUGGAACAUAAAUUGUCCAAUAUGGAUAGUUGUAUUGACUGCACAGAUUUAUUGGCGAAGAGAAGACAGGACAACAUCUUGGAGGGAGCUGUCUCUUUGCAUGGCAGCUUUGAACUCAUCAAAGGUAACCUUUCCGUCACUGUUGGAAUCCAUCAGAUCAAAUAUUUCAUCUAAUUUCCCUGGUUCUGUGAUGUCCAUUGGAAGGCAAU